Messenger RNA from Cryptomeria japonica (Japanese cedar), 531 nucleotides. RefSeq lists its product as uncharacterized. The record is from RefSeq and is a predicted model, not a curated record. The coding region runs from base 1 to 531 and encodes 176 amino acids. Lineage: Eukaryota; Viridiplantae; Streptophyta; Pinopsida; Cupressales; Cupressaceae. The transcript has a single exon. Gene Ontology annotation, molecular function: nucleic acid binding.
AUGAAGAAGUUGGUUGAUGGUAAUGCCCAGAACUGGCCUAAAAAGGUAUAUGAAGCCCUAUGGGCAGAUAGAAUUACUCCUAAAAGAGCCAUUAGGAUGGCACCUUUUGAGCUAGUGUAUGGAAUUGGUGUGAAAGUGUCUUUACCUCUAGAAUUGUUGGCAGCCAAGCUUCAAACUGUAAUUGAGGAUUCCUUUUUCGAAAAUGUUCUGGAGAAGAGAGUUAUGUAUUUGAUGAAGUUAGAAGAGGAAAGAGAGAUGUUAGUGGAUAUAAUUAGUGAGCAUCAAAGCAGGGUGAAGAGGAUCUUUGAUAUACGAGCUCGGCCAAGAGGUUUCCUUAAAGGGGAUGAAGUUCUAUUAUGGGACAAGAGAAAAGAACCAAAGGGUGCUCACGAAAAAUUUGACUCAUUAUGGAAAGGUCCAUUCGAGAUUCAUGAAGUGGUAGGAUUGAAUGCAUUCAGACUGAAUUAUCCUGACAGAAUAGUUAUGCCCUAUACCUAUAAUGGGCAAGAUCUCAACCUCUACAAACUCUGA